This is a messenger RNA of Paramecium pentaurelia, 584 nucleotides long. The record is from the annotation of a GenBank genome assembly. Lineage: Eukaryota; Ciliophora; Oligohymenophorea; Peniculida; Parameciidae.
AAUGUCAAGUCAAAACUAAAUUACUAGAUUUAAAGAAUAAGAGGAUUUAAUGGAUAUAAAAUAAGAGGUAAGAUUAAAUAAUGAAUUAGUUUAUGAGAAGAAUCAAUAAAAAUCAUAUGAAAAUGGAAUUAUCUGAAAGAAAACAUAGUGAUGGCUCUUUAGAAAAAUCAGUUAAAUUGACUCCCAUGACAACAGGAGAUUAUAUAGGAAUAUGGGCAAUUGCUAUAUUAAAAAGCUUUUUUUUAAUAUGCUUUCUUUUGAUGGUUUAUGAGAUAUAUAAAGAUAUUUAAGCGCACAUUGAUAUUUCAAAAACUUAGAUUUUAAUUGAAAUGAAAAAUUGUGCUGCUGAAUAUGAACAAAAUUUAUGUUCAGAAAAUUACUUAAUAGAAUCAAUGGCUCAAAAAUGUAAAGAAUUAGAAAUUUGUAUUAACUAAAAUAUUGAAAUGAAAGUGAGGACAUAAUAACUUUGGUUAUAAGUUUUAGGAAAUUCAUUUGAAAAUAUGUUCAAGACACUUUCUCUUAAAACUUGUGUUAUGAUCUCCUUUAUAAGUAUAGUAACUAGUAUUAUUUUUAUCAAAAACUGA